Molecule: messenger RNA, 5147 nt
Organism: Cheilinus undulatus (humphead wrasse)
Lineage: Eukaryota; Metazoa; Chordata; Actinopteri; Labriformes; Labridae
Product: pleckstrin homology domain-containing family G member 3
Exons: 19
Coding region: 213-4436 (1407 amino acids)
Molecular function (GO): guanyl-nucleotide exchange factor activity
Source: RefSeq, a predicted model, not a curated record
UGCAGCACUGUUAGGUUGUUGGUAGCAGUGUGAGCUGAUAACCCGCGCUGGGAUGUGUGUGUAUCUGAGAGUUGUUUUUAACAUGUGAACAGAGGAAAAUAACGGAAUAACUUUGAUAUUUUGUUACGGAACCACGGGGGAGAGUUUGUACCGUAGAUAGGAGUCCUUCGGACGAGAUAAGUUGGCGAAGUUGGUCCAGAGGCCUGAGUGUCAUGCCAGAGGGGUCCCAUUCUGUUCUCCACCAGGGCCCGAUGGGGGAAGAAUCUUCUCAGCUGUCCUCACCACUCUCUAACGGUGAAAAUGACCAUCAGCACCUUGACUUGGGCCCGGACUGUUACAGCCAGCUAUGUGAGGAGCCCCUGGAUGGAGAACGUGAGCGUCCAGUGAGCCUAGUGUCCACCCUGUCCUCUGGUUCGUCCCGGGAUAGCCGCAGCCUUUAUGGUAGCACUGUAGCCCUCCCUUCCUCUACCACCCCACCCAUACAGAACGAUGAGGACAUAGACUUGGAGCUGAGCCCUGCUGGAAGCAACGGAGAGACGGCAGGGGAUCACAGUACCGCCCUUAAAGGCACCAGGAACCACUGGCAGGAACAGCUGGAGUCCAGGGUAAUCAGCAACCAGUGGAACAACAACACCACCUCCGACAGGAAGGCAAAAGGUGAAAUACCUCACAUCUACGCCUCACCUGUCGUCACCAGCGCCAUGGCGCCCAAUCCAAAGCUGACCUAUGUGGACCGUGUCGUCAUGGAGAUCAUCGAGACGGAGCGCAUGUACGUUAAGGACCUGCGCAGCAUCGUUGAGGACUACUUGGCUCACAUUAUUGAUAUGAACAACCUUCCUAUCCGGCCAGAGCAGGUGUGUGCGCUGUUUGGAAACAUAGAGGACAUCUAUGAGUUCAACAGUGAGCUGCUACAGUCCUUAGACAUGUGUGAAAACGACCCGGUGGCGAUCGCUCGAUGCUUCGUAGAUAAGAGUGAAUCCUUUGACAUAUACACUCAGUAUUGCACCAACUAUCCAAACUCAGUGGCUGCACUGACCGACUGCAUGAGGAGUAAAACUUUGGCCAAGUUCUUUCGGGAUCGACAAGCUGCUCUGAAGCGCUCUCUACCUUUGGGCUCCUACCUGCUGAAGCCAGUGCAGAGGAUCCUGAAAUAUCACCUGCUGCUACAGGAAAUUGCAAAGCACUUUGACCCAGAUGAAGAAGGCUAUGAGGUUGUUCAGGAGGCUAUAGACACCAUGACCGGAGUGGCCUGGUACAUCAACGACAUGAAGAGGAAACAUGAACACGCUGUCAGAGUGCAGGAGAUCCAGUCUCUUCUGAUCAACUGGAAGGGUCCGGACCUGACCACCUAUGGAGAGCUGGUACUGGAGGGCACCUUUCAUGUCCUGCGGGCCAAGAACACCCGUACACUCUUCCUCUUCGAAAAGAUGCUCCUCAUCACCAAGAAAAGAGGGGAACACUACGUCUACAAGACCCACAUCUCUUGCUCCACACUGAUGUUACUGGACAGCGCAAAGGAUCCCCUGCUUUUCAGUGUAAUCCACUUCAAACACCCCAAGCAGCCUCAUACAGUGCAGGCUAAGUCAGUGGAAGAGAAGCGUCUCUGGGGCCAUCACAUUAAGAGACUCAUACUUGAGAACCACAACACCAUCGUCCCACAGAAGGCUAAAGAAACCAUCCUGGACAAUUCAAACUAUCCGGGGAUGUACCACUACAGCCCCGAGAGGUUGAAGAAAGCUGAGUUCUGUCGAGCUGAUGACUUCCAUCUAGGAGGGCGAAAUGGGAGAAGGAGAUCAGAGCCUGCUAAACAAAUCAUAAGGACCACAAAAGCUGUGUUGAAGCAUGCAGACAGUGAGGGUGCACUGCUGGGGGAGAGGUGCUCCCUUCAGCCUGCCACUAGUGUCAGUACGCUGGCCUCCAGCAUAGGCGAGCCCCAGUCUGAGAGCCCGUGCGCUGAGGAUCAGAUUCCCAGAGGGGGGUCUCUGGAGCAGCUAAGUCCUCCUGACAGUGACCCCAAACUGGGCCCUUCACCCAGCGAGGGGGAGCUGCAGCAGGAGAAGGCAGAGGAGGCAAAUGAAGAAGAGGAGAAGGAGGAGGGGGAGAAUUACAAGGAAGAUUUACUGAUGGGAGACGACCAGGUAGCCGACUUUGCCAGCUCAGUGCUGGCAGCCAUCUCCUGCUGGCACUAUAGAGCCAGGGCUUUGCUUUCUACUCACUUCACAACGGAGGAUCAGAACGGAGAACCAACUGAAGUGAAAGCUGCACUGAGAGAUGAGACAGAAACUCACAGGCAGGAGGAAAUGCAUGUAGAUGUGGCUGUUAAAGAAUCAGUUGACAAACAGGUCAGUGUGGAGGAGCUGUGCCCUCUAAAAUGUAUCCUGCCAGUAAAGGAGGUCAGUCAGACGGAGCUCCAGCAACCCCAGCGCACAGAGCCUCCCGUCUCCCCUUUGCAACAAAAAGUGGUCACACCAGAACCUCAGGACACUUCAACAGAAAGUGUAGAGGAUGAAGAAGGGGGGAGUGAUUCCUCUGGUCUCAUCGUGGAGGAGACAAGCGUGCUGACAAACGGGGAGCUCUCAGAAGAGGAAGAGGAGGUGAUUUCAGAUAACAAAAGCCUCUUACCUUCAUCUGUACUGGACCAGGCGAGCGUGAUCGCAGAGCGCUUUAUCAGCAGCCUGUCCAGACGGAGCAGUCUGGUCUCAGAUGAUCUGGGUCCUCUCGCUUGCCCCUCACCCACAUUUGAAAAUGACGUCUUUAAAAGCCCCUCAGCCUGCAUGGACCUGGAGUCCCAGACUCAAGUGUUGGCUAGCUCUACUCCAGAGCCACAGGGGUCCACUGAGCCUGAUACACCCACGUGUGCACAUGAACCAGCACCAGAACAGGAGCGCAGGUCCACUCUCUCCAAACAAGACCGCCUCCUUAUCCACAAGAUCAGAAGAUACUACGAGCACGCUGAGUACCAAGAUGCUAACUUUAGCAUCAAGAGAAGGGAGAGCCUCUCUUAUAUCCCAGCAGGUCUGGUUCGACAUCUGAGCCGACAGCUCAACAGUACCCCGCAGGAGGCUGUUUCAGUUCACAGGAAGGGACUCUCAAGAAACCGCCCAACAUCGUGGUCUGUGUUUGACCUUCCUGGCUUAGAUAAUAGUAAAAAUGCAGAAAGUCUUCAAAAAUCUUCAAGUCCCCAAAAUGAACCUCAGGAGGUAAAAGCUAGAUCUCAGAGCAUCACAAACUCCCCUACCAAAGAAGAAGAGUUUACAUCAUCGUCGGACAUGGUCAAGGUUUGGGAAGAUAUGGAGUCAAAGACAGAAGGCCAGGAAGUGCAGCAGGCUAAAGGUGAGAACAUUUGUGACUCCAGAUCAGAAGUAACACCAGAAAUCUGCCCAGAAACCUCUGACAUUCAACACAGUGAGCAACCACCUCAGGUUUUAGAGGAGUCUGAAACCAGCAACACCUCAGAUGGCUCCUCUGUCUCAUCUCCUCCCAGAACAGUCCCAGCAGGGGAGACACCAGUAACUGAAGAAAAAUGCCACUUCAAUCAAGCCAACCUACCCAAGAUUAUUAGUUUCAGGACCAGUAUGGAGGAAGACCAGAUCUUACAAGACAUGGGAAAGAUGAAAAACAAGGUGUUCCAGCUGGCUCGUCAGUACAGUCAGCGUAUAAAGAAUAACAGACCCAUGAUCUGGCAGAGGAACCGAGAACAACAACAACAGGGUGUAAAGAGUGUGCCUGCUAUCCACGAAGAGAAGAUGCAAUCAAGGAAAAAGGGGAAGGCCAGCUUGAGGUUGUCCCUGAACUCCAGCGAUCAGGCAGUCAUCCAUGAAGAACGUUCUCCAAGUCCAGUCAAGACCCCCAGCUCAGGAGCCGGCUCCCAGAGCAUACUGACGGGCCCACAGAGCCCACAGUCGGACACCUUCCACUGGCCAGACGUUCAGGAGCUGCGUACCAAAUACACAGAGACCUCCCACACCAAAGUAACCCGCAGCAGCACCAUCCCAAACGGGAUGCUGGAGUUCUGUGCGGACAAGUGUAACGGCUCCUCAUAUAAAUACAGCAGCUCCUCCGACCUCCAUAAAGCUCUGACAGACUGCUCAAGGACACAGCAUGCAUCUGUGAACAAGGGAGGAGGCUCUCUCGUAGAGGAUUGGCCCCAGACCAGACCCAAGCCUCAGGCCCGGCUCCAGCCCCUGCUGUGCAGGUGGAGCUCUUUGGACCACAUGAUACCCCUACAUGAGGUGCAGAACCUUCAGGAAGCUGUGAAGACGACCUGCUGCACGACCAGCCAGGUGGGUCUGCUAACAAGAGAGACUGAAGAACCUCUCCAGGAGGACAAAGACUGUUCGACAAAGUCCGCUGUGCUGACUGCAGGGAAGAUUGCAGAGAGUAAUCUGGUGAAAAGCUUACGGGAGAAGUUUCAGAGUUUAAGCACAGGCUCAUGAACUUUUGAAAUAUGUACAUUUUUAUUAUCAGGGACUGUCACGUGGGAACAUUAUCUGCCAGUAACCUGAUGCUUCUAAUCUUCCCUUCUUCCCCCAAAGAAUGCAACUUGUUAUCUGCACAUUGUUUAGUACAUUAUAAAAGACACGGUGGUGAUGUUUAUACCAGUGUUAACUUAAAGGGAUUUUUAUUGGUCACUGGGGAGAAAACAUGAUUUCUUUAAAAGAGGUGCGUUGCAAUAUUUGUACAUUAAGAACUUGUUUGAACUGUAAAAAAGUAUGUAAAUAGUCCCCUGUAUGAACUGAAGAUUAGUCUAUAUAAUUAGAGUAUCUGCAUCUAUCACCCUCCCACUGUUGGUGAUUCCUGACAUCAUCUAAACAACGCUAUUGUCAUUUAACCAUAACUGUAAGCUGGAGUUUCAGGGAGAAGCAAGACCAAGCUAAAGUCUGACUGACGACGCCAAAGAGGGUUGUUUUUAACAUUUAUUGACCUUCCACAUCUACUGAAGCUGCUUUUAAAUCUGUUUUCACAGACUGUAUCACUGGAGCUUUAUUUUCUCAUCAAGUUGUAUAUUUGCUUAAACAUUAUUUAUGAAACUGUAUAUUUGACAGAGCUUAGCCUCAUGUAAAUACCUGCCAUAAGCAGCCCUCUUUUGUUUUUUUCCAUUCCAGAUUAUAUAUUGUUUCAUACUUGAAGUUUCACAUAUUUUCAAU